Closterium sp. NIES-67 is the source of this 1731-nucleotide messenger RNA. NCBI's taxonomy places the organism in Eukaryota, Viridiplantae, Streptophyta, Zygnematophyceae, Desmidiales, Closteriaceae. The record is from the annotation of a GenBank genome assembly.
CCUUGCCUGAGUAGCGUUUAGAGCCCACUACUGCGGAGCUCCGAAAAUAGCACGCACUGCGGCCAAAUCUAUGGUAACCUGGUUGAGUGGCAUGAGGAGGAACGAGGGAAACCACCAUCUAAGGUAGUUUGUUGGUGGAAUUUGCGCGAAUUUCCGCGGUCGUAUAUAGUACUAUAUACAAACGAGUUUCCUGGCUCGAAGAGGAAUAAGCUGCCAUCGCCAUGUCAGCUCGGUGCUGUCGUCCCGCCGUGCGACAAAGUUUCUCUCAUCGCUCAUCCGUGCGACAAAGUUUCUCUCAUCGCUCAUCCGUGCGACAACGUCCCUCCCGUUGCUCUCCUCGCGUCCCGCUCGUCCUUAUCCUCGCCGCGCUUCUACUCGCGUCGCCCUACCCUGACGGGCCUGUUCGCGCCGCUUUCGCGCGUCCGACCGCGUGGGCGAUUAAGUCUAGUUCCGAGGCGAAUAAGGCUUGGCUCGAGGCGAAUCAGCCUACUUCUGAGGCGAAUGCGUCUAGUCCUCCGGCGAAAACGACUAAAUCUGGAGCGUAUAAGUCUAGUCCUGGCCCGAAUAAAUCUACUUCUCAGGCGAAUGAGUGGGCGUUUCUAUUUCGGACCCGGUGGGCGGAUAAUUUUCGCCCGGUUCGCGUGCGCGUGCCGCUGCCGAAGCUGAUCGGCGGGCUGGAGGACAAGAAGAACCGACUCGCCAAGACGGAACGCAGGUACUUGGGCCAGGCCACAGGACCCGAGAGCAUAGCGUGGGACCCGAGGGGGGGCGGGCCGUACGUGAGUGUGAGCGACGGGCGAAUAUUGAGGCGCAAGGCGGACGACAGCGACUGGGAGGCGUUCACACAUGCCUCGCCGCACAGAACCUCGGCGUUGUGUGACUCGCGCACCCCGAAAUUGGCACUAGAGGCCAAAUGCGGCCGACCAUUGGGCAUGGCUUUCCACCCCACCACCGGGGACCUCUAUUUCGCAGACGCUUACUAUGGGCUCUUCAAGGUGAGCAGCGCUGGCGGUCCGGCGACGAAGCUGGUGGACGUGGUGGAUGGGGAGCGCAUGAUGAUGUGCAACGACCUGGACAUCGAUGCUGCUGCCAAUGCUGUCUACUUCACCGACUCCAGCUCCCGAUGGGCCCGCAGGGACUUCCUCCCUCUCCUUCUAGAGGGGCGCAAGGACGGGCGGCUGAUGAAAUACGACAUCGGCACGGGGAGGACCACCGUACUUGUCGACAAGGUCGCAUUCGCCAACGGGGUGGCUUUAUCUCGGGACAAGAAGUUUGUUGUGUUCUGCGAAACAACCUACCUCAGGUGCCACCGGUACUGGAUCCGAGGGCCGAAGACCGGAAAGAAGGAGGUGUUUGUGAAUCUGCCCGGGUACCCUGACAACCUCAGCCUCAACCCCAGGGGCAGGUUCUGGAUCGCACUUAACUCGCGGAAUUCCCUUUUCACAGCAUUGCUUAUGAGGACUCCAGAUAUUCGUGGGGCACUGUUGAGACAACGUUUUGGGUACACUAUUGCGAAGGGCACUUCGGAACAGCUAGCAAGUGGAAUUUUAGUUGAAGUGGAUGAAAAUGGGAAGAUAACCGAUGUUUUAGAGGACAAGAAAGGCGAGAGAAUAAAUCAGCUUAGUGAGGUAGUAGAAAGGGAUGGAAAACUAUGGCUAGGGUCCGUUGUUAACGACUUCGUUGGAAUAGUAGAUUAUAGUAUAAGGUAACUAAUUAAUUGUCAGGUCCUUG